AUGACUACUUCUGCGGUGCCCAAGUACAUCGGCCUUAGUGGCAAGCCUCUGGGGGUCGCCAUCUCGACCAUCCUAACAUUCGGCUUUGUCCUCGUCGGUUAUGAUCAAGGUGUCAUGUCUGGUGUAAUUUCCACCCCGUUGUGGCUCAGCACCUUUCCCCAGGCUGCAAAAGAUGCCACCUUGCUUGGAUUCGUUGUCGCUAUCUAUGACCUUGGAUGCUUGCUAGGUGCUCUGACUUGCAUGGUCUUUGGCGACAAACUAGGUCGCAAGCGUGCCUGCUUCCUCGGGGGCUCUUGUGUCGUCAUCGGUGUCAUCAUUCAAGUCACCUCGCUCCCUGGAAACGAUGUUCAAGGUACUCUUGCUCAGUUUAUGAUUGGUAGAACAAUCACUGGCAUGGGUAAUGGCAUCAAUAUGGCCUCUAUGCCCGUUCUCCAAGCCGAGCUCUCUCAUUCUGGUCGAGGCACACUUGUAUGUCUCGAGUGCGGUCUAAUUGCAACUGGAACAAUGCUGUCCUACUGGCUGAACUACGGCGUGCGCAACUACCAUUCAUCGAUGACGUGGCGGUUUCCUAUUGCCUUCCAAAUUGCCUUGGCACUUAUCUACAUGGCUGGUGUCGUGUUCUUGCCUGAGUCUCCGCGAUGGCUUUGCAGAAUGGAUCGCAUCGAGGAUGCAUCUCGAGUCAUGGCUGCAGUCAAUGGAGAGACACCGGACUCGAAACGCACUCGUGAUGAUAUCCGAGCCAUCAUUGACUCUAUCAAUCUUGAAGAGGCCCUUGGAGCUCAGUUCAAGAUUGGUGAUUUGACGACUGGAGGACCGUCGCAACACUGGCGCCGUAUUUUGCUCGGCGUUACCUCCCAGUUCUUCCAGCAAAUUGGCGGCUGCAAUGCUGUCAUUUACUAUUUGCCUAUUCUGUUUACUAGCUCUUUGGGACAGACACAACAGGAAAGUCUGCUUCUUGGCGGCAUCAACAUGAUCGUCUACGCCGUCUUCUCCCUUCUUUCAUUCUUUACGGUUGAAAGAGUGGGUCGCCGCAAGCUUUUCCUUAUCGGCUCUGGUGGACAGUGUCUUGCAAUGGUUAUCACCUUCGCUUGUCUCAUCCCAAAGUCAAAAUCGGCUGCAAAUGGUGCCGCCUUCGGUCUAUUCUUAUAUAUUGCGGUUUUUGGUGCCACAUAUUUGACCGUUCCCUGGCUCUGGGCCGCAGAGAUCAAUCCGCUCCGGAUUCGUGCCAAAGGAGCUGCCUUGGCCAACAUCGUGAACUGGAGUAUCAACUUCCUCGUAGUAAUGGUCACUCCAAUCAUGAUCGCUCAUAUCGGCUGGGGAACCUAUCUUUUCUUCGCUGCUGUUAACUUCUGCUUCCUACCGUGCAUUUACUUCUUUUACCCCGAAGUCGCGGGCCGCAGCCUUGAGGAGAUUGAUCUCAUAUUUGCCAAGGGCUAUCUUGAGAAAAUAUCCUAUGUCAAGGCUGCCAAAGAGCUUCCCAAGCUCAGUGUUGAGGACAUGGAACGUCUUGCCGUGGAGUACGGACUCACUGAUGAGAUCUCGCUAACAAAAAAACUUGAUUUGCCUAUGGUCGAAAAGCAGGGUGCUACAGAGCACAUUGAAAGCCAGUCUAGCUCAACCUGA
Messenger RNA from Penicillium cinerascens, 1623 nucleotides. RefSeq lists its product as uncharacterized. Gene Ontology annotation, molecular function: carbohydrate:proton symporter activity. The transcript is spliced from 3 exons. Gene Ontology annotation, biological process: transmembrane transport; carbohydrate transport. The coding region runs from base 1 to 1623 and encodes 540 amino acids. Lineage: Eukaryota; Fungi; Ascomycota; Eurotiomycetes; Eurotiales; Aspergillaceae. Gene Ontology annotation, cellular component: membrane. The record is from RefSeq and is a predicted model, not a curated record.